AUGACAAGUACGGUGGCUGAUUUGCGGUGGUGGCAAUCUAGCGCACUGCGCUUCACUGCGGUAGCCGGGUUUGCGUUCAUCGCCGGAUUUGGACUGGGAAGUCGCGACAAACCAGGCGAUUUUGCGUCUAGGCCGUCAGAUCGAGCUUCACUACACUUUCCACUCUGGAUCGAAAAUGCGUUAGGAGGUUGUACUGCUGGACUUCGUGAGAUUGUGCGAAGGUUCGUAACUGCACGGCGGCAGAUACCGCUUCUCGGACUAGGUAACGGUGGUUCUACCGAGGCUGAAAGAAUAGUCGGGGUGGAACACCGAAAGCCUCCGUUUCCACCCGAACUAGUACAGCUGUUGCGUUCGACCUGUUUGUGCUAUCUAAGUAUGUCAGCUGAGGGAACCGCUGUGGACGGUCGCCGUUUGUCGUCGCCGCAAUUAUGUCUUAUGAACUACACCUACGACGAGAACGAAGAGAUUCUGAUCAUGAGUUCGCGGCGCGAUACGCAGAAACUGCGAAAUCUACAGCGCAACAGCAGUGUUUCUAUCCUGGUGCACGAUUUCCCACACGAGCGCUCGAUCUCGGAGAGCACGCUAGGAACACUUGAAAGUGGACAUAGUUCCGUGACUACCAAUUAUCCUGCAGCAGGACAACUGGAUGCCAUGGCUGCGGGAUCGCUUUCGGAGGGUAGUUCUCCAGGCGGAUCGCACGGCUAUACUCGCACUUGCAGCGUCACUCUAUAUGGUACUGUUCGAAUCCUCGACCGGGAAGACCGCGAGCAAGAAAAGGCGGAAAAGGAACGCUACAGAGCUAUCCAUCUGGCGCGCAAUCCCCAGUAUGCAAACUUCAUCGAGGGGGAAAACAUCGCAGUUCUUGUCGUGGCGGUGAAGAGCGCGCAGAUCUGUAAUGUGAAGGACCAGGUUAAAACGUGGAGAUGCGAUGCUCGUGAGUAG
Messenger RNA from Amoebophrya sp. A25, 942 nucleotides. The record is from the annotation of a GenBank genome assembly. Lineage: Eukaryota; Dinophyceae; Syndiniales; Amoebophryaceae.